This is a messenger RNA of Pneumocystis jirovecii RU7, 3153 nucleotides long. RefSeq lists its product as uncharacterized. Gene Ontology annotation, molecular function: RNA binding; histone H3K4 methyltransferase activity; protein binding. The record is from RefSeq and is a predicted model, not a curated record. Gene Ontology annotation, cellular component: Set1C/COMPASS complex. Lineage: Eukaryota; Fungi; Ascomycota; Pneumocystomycetes; Pneumocystales; Pneumocystaceae. The coding region runs from base 1 to 3153 and encodes 1050 amino acids. The transcript has 8 exons.
AUGAGCAAAAAUAAUGAUGAUUCUUCUAAAGAAAGUCGAACAUUAGCUAAAGAAUUGGAUGCACUAGAUAUUCAUAAACAACAAAAAAAAUCUGUAAAUGGCGUUCCAAGAAAGAGAAACUAUUUUAUUAUAUAUGAUCCAGAAUUAGCAUCUAAGGAGCAUUCUAAAGCAAGAAAAGCAAUAUACAGAUUUGAUGGAGAGGCAGAUCCUCCAUUGAUUAUAGAAGAUCCACGUUUAAAAAUGUUAAAAUAUGGAAAAGAAAAAUCAAGAGGUAGAAAAAUGUAUAUGUCUGUCCUUAAAAAUGUAAUUUUUGAUUUUGAUGAAAAUUCAAUUGGACCUAAUCCUCCUUCUCAAAUUCUUAUUUCUAAUCUGUCUACAUUAACAACAAGCGAAAACAUAAGUAUGCAUUUUAAAACAUUUGGUGAUAUACAAGAAUUGGAAAUUCAAGUAAAUCCAAUGACAGGUGCAUCAUUAGGUUUAUGUCGUAUUCGUUAUCGUAAAAAUCAAUCAAACAAACUCCAAGGAUAUCAUGCUGCAAGAAAUGCAGUUGAAAAAGGGAAUGGAAUGAAAAUUGGUACACAAAUUGUCAAGGUGCAAUAUGAUGAAGAUGGUAUAAAAUGCAAGGCAAUUAUAGAGGAAGAGCUUUCAAAAAAAGCAUCUUUAACAAACACUUCAGCAUUUUCAGAUAAGCAUCGAGGUUCAUAUUUAGAAAACUCAAAAAAACGGGAAGAGGAUUAUAGGAAUUCCGAUUUUGUACAUAAAAAAUCUACAUCACGCGAUCACCGAUAUUACGAUCAUUAUUCCCCUGAUACGGAUAGCACGCAGACUCAUAACAAAGUUCAUGGGCAUUCUCAAAGUUCGUCAGGCUCUUCAAGAUCACAUAAUAAAUACCCUCAAAAUUUAGGCGAUGAUUCUGAAAAAUCACAAGAUUAUAUUUAUGAAUUAGCUUUAUCUUCAACAACAGAUAUUUUAAAAAAAAUAAACAAAAAGCCCUAUAUAUUUAUAAGUGAAAAAUGGCUUCCUUUAAAUAAAUUUUCAACAAAUGAUCUUAAAAAGCAUUUAAAUAAACAUGAAUGGACCGAUAUUUGCGUUGAUAAAAAAGGAUUUUAUAUAAUAUUUAAAGACAAUCGGUCAGCCCAAAAUUGUUUUGUGACAAUGAAUCAGACACAUAUAUAUCAAUAUCGCAUUACAAUGGAUUUUCAUCGAUAUAUUCCAUUAACUGAUACUCAAAAUACUAAAUUCAAAAAUUCUUUUCAACCUGUAGACGAUGUAGCAGAAGCAACAAAUAUCAUAAUUAAAGAAUUAACACAAGUAUUUAUGCGAGAUUUAAAAACCAAGAUAAUAGCGCCUAUUAUUUAUGAAUUCCUUGAUCCUUCUAGAUUUCCACCUGAAAUAAAAGAUAUGAAAAAUAAUUUAACAACGAGACUUAACAAUAUUAAACUAAAUGGAACAGAACAAAAUAUUUUAAACAGCAAUAAUGUUUCUGAUAAUGAAUCUAAAAAAAUCAAUGAAUUUUAUUCAAAAAUAAAUGAUCCUUCAUUUAAUGGCAUGUCAAAAAGGUUUUCAAUACUUCCAAAAUUCAAGAAAAGGGUUCAUGAAAACACUUAUAAAGGAGAAUCUUUACACGAUAGUCUUAGACGGUCCAAAAAUGUUGAUGCUAGACCCCUUCAUCAUCGUUUAAAUGAUUAUUCUGAUUCUCAAGAUUCAAGCUCAAAUGACUCAGAUACAUAUCAAUUUCAAAAUACGUCAUUUUCUGAUUCAGAAAAAGAUAGUGAUAUUAGUGCAAAAAACUAUAAAAGUUCAAAAAAAACUACUUCUAAUAAAAAGUCAAAUAUUUUAUCUAAAUUAAAAGAUUAUACAAGUUCAGAUGAUGAUUCUAGUGAUAGAGAUAAUUUUCUAGAGGCUUUUCAUAGAAGAGAUGAACUCAGUAAAAAUAAACAAAAAUAUAUAGAUUAUGAAAAUGUAGAUGAUAAUGUUUUAGAUGAAACAAAAUCAAAGAAAAAUAAACGUCGAAAUAUUUAUUUUACAUCAAGUGAAGAUGAUUCUUCUGAUAUUUUCAAAGAAAGUAUUACAGAUGAUGUUCAAAGUUCUGAAGGAGAAUCUUGUGAAGACAAUUUAUCAGAAUAUGAAGAAAAGCCAAAAAGAAAAAAGUAUUUGAAAAAGUCUAAAAAAAUUAACAAAACAGAUAAGACAGAUAUUGUAAAUGAUGAAAAUGUAAAUUUUAGUCAAGAUAAUCUAAUACCAUUCACUUCUAAAGAAACAUUAUUAUCAGACGAUGGUGUCGAUAUUUUACUUGAUAUUUAUGGAAUUCAAAGUAUAGUUAAAGAUGAAGAAGAUUUUUCGUUUUUAUUAGAAGCGUUAAAAACAGUAGAAUCGGCUGAAAUUGAUGAUAUCGCAUUGUGGGCAUGGAGAAAAAAAGAAAUUAAAACUAGUAACGUAGAUGGAUAUCCAGUAAUCACUAGGCUUCCAAAAGAUAAAGGAUAUAAUAGAAUAAAUAAGUCAGGUUCUGCUAGAACAGAAGGUUACUUUACUAUUACAGAUACUGAGAAAUCACUAUAUCUUCCUUUAAGAAACAAAGCUAUCAUACCAACAGAACCAUCAACUACAUCCAUUUCUUCUAGAAUGAAUCGUAUUAAUAAUCGUCGACUUGCUGUCGGAAUUGAGAUGCAAAAGAAAAUUUCGAGUAGUGAAACUGAUAUUUUGAGGUUUAAUGCAUUAAAAGCACGGAAAAAGCAAUUAAAGUUUUCUAAAAGUCCUAUUCAUAAUUGGGGAUUAUACGCUAUGGAACAUAUUGAUAUGGGUGAUAUGGUUAUUGAAUAUGUAGGAGAAAUUGUUCGUCAAACAGUUGCCGACAUUAGAGAAAGACAAUAUGAACGUCAAGGAAUUGGAUCCAGUUAUUUAUUUAGAAUUGAUGAUGACACAGUUGUAGAUGCAACUAAAAAAGGAAAUAUAGCAAGAUUUAUUAACCAUUCAUGUGAUCCUUCAUGUACAGCAAAAAUUAUUCGUGUUGAAGGAGAGAAGAAAAUAGUUAUUUAUGCACAUCGCGAUAUCGAAAAGGGCGAAGAAAUAACCUAUGAUUACAAAUUUCCUAUAGAGGAUGUUAAAAUACCCUGUUUGUGUGGAGCAAAAGCAUGUAGAGGAACUUUGAAUUAA